GGUUGGCAAGCGACAUCUCUGGGGUGUAACUGAGGCUGAUUUGAAACCAGAGGUAAACCGACAGUCACUGGCCCCACCAUGUCGCAAGUGAUGUCCAGCCCCCUGCUGGCAGGAGGCCAUGCAGUCAGCCUGACUCCCUGUGAAGAACCCAGGAGGGUCCUGCACCCAGCACCCAGCCCCAGCCUGCCACCCCAGUGUCCUUACUACACCACAGAAGGCUGGGGAGCCCAGGCCCUGAUGGCCCCUACACCCAACAAGGGGCCCCCCAGCAGGCUCCAGCAAGGCCCACAGACUGGGGCCAAAGCCAGCUGCCUCCUACAGUCCCCUGGUGAGCAGGCCUCAGGGACCCUGGAGGACCUUGACUCCUACAUUGACUUCUCACUGGAGAGCCUCAACCAGAUGAUUCUGGAACUGGACCCCACCUUCCAGCUGCUCCCCCCAGGAGCUGGUACGCCCUGGGCCGAACCCACCCAGAGCAUUACCACAAAGAAAAAGAAAGACGAGCCUGAAGCCUUGGAUAUAAAGUACAUCGAGGUGACCUCCACCAGAUCAAGGUGCCAUGAUGGCCCCCAGCGCUGCUCCAGCCCAUCUGUUACUCCACCCUUCAGCUCCCCGCGCAGUGGUGGUCUCCUCCUUUCCAGAGACAUCCCUCGAGAAACUCGAAGCAGCAGCGAGAGCCUCAUCUUCUCUGGGAGCCAGGGCAGGGGGCACCAGCGCCCCCCUCCCCACUGUGGGGCUCCCUCCUCUCAUUCCCCACCCUCUCCCAGCAUCUCCAUCCCCUGCAUGGGGAACAAGACGUCAGGCCCCCAUGGCUUGGGCUCCCCACUGGUGGCUUCUCCAGGCUUGGAGAAGGGGCUGGGGGGCCUGGCCCCACAGCGGGGCAGCAGGGUCUCUGUAUUGUCAGCCAGCCCAGCAUCCGACAUCAGCUAUGUGUUUGGAAGCAGCCAGUCCCUCCUCCACUCCAGCAUCUCCAGCCAUCAGUCAUCUUCUAGGUCCUUGGAAAGCCCAGCCAGCUCUUCCUCCAGUCUCCACAGCCUUGGCCAAGUGUCCCUGUGCACGAAAGCCAGUGACUUCCAGGUCCCCAGCAACCCCACUGCAAGCAUGGGCCAGCCCAGAGCAACCCACUCCCCACCACUGGCCAAGGAGCAUGCCAGCAGCUGCCCGCCCUCCAUCACCAACUCCAUGGUGGACAUACCCAUCGUGCUGAUCAACGGCUGCCCAGAACCAGGGUCUCCUCCAUCCCAGCCGACCCCAGGACACCAGGACUUUGUCCGACCUGGGGCCACUUCUUCUGGUCACUCCUGUCCGGCCACCAGGAGCCACAGCCAGACCCUGCCAGAUGCCCCUCUUACCACAUCCUCGGAGGGUCCCCCCAGGGACAUGCAGCCCACGAUGAAGUUUGUGAUGGACACAUCUAAAUACUGGUUUAAGCCAAGCAUCACCCGGGAACAAGCAAUCGAGCUGCUGAGGAAGGAGGAGCCAGGGGCUUUCGUCGUGAGGGACAGUUCUUCCUACCGAGGUUCCUUCGGCCUUGCCUUGAAGGUGCAUGAGGCUCCUGCACCUGCCCAGAACCGAUCAGGUGAGGACAACAGUGACCUCAUCCGCCACUUCCUCAUUGAGUCUUCUGCCAAAGGGGUGCAUCUCAAAGGAGCAGAUGAGGAGCCUUACUUUGGGAGCCUCUCUGCCUUUGUGUGCCAGCAUUCCAUCAUGGCCCUGGCCCUGCCCUGCAAACUCACCAUCCCGCAGAAAGAAUUGGGAGGUGGAGAAGCCUCAGACCCUGCUACAGGCAGCCGGGCCUCCUGCCUAAAGAAAUCCGCAGGCUGCCAUGCCCUGUACUUGACCUCCGUGAGUGUAGAGACCCUGAGCGGAGCCCUGGCCGUGCGGAAGGCCAUCUCAACCACCUUUGAGAGGGACGUCCUCCCCACACCCACCGUGGUCCACUUCAAAGUCACCGAGCAAGGCAUCACCCUGACAGAUGUCCAGAGGAAGGUGUUUUUCCGGCGCCAUUACCCCCUCACCACCAUCCGCUUCUGUGGCAUGGACCCCGAGCAACGGAAGUGGCAAAAAUAUUGCAAGCCCUCCUGGAUCUUUGGAUUUGUGGCCAAGAGCCAGACAGAGUCCCAGGAGAAUGUAUGCCACCUGUUCGCAGAGUAUGACACGGUCCAGUCGGCCUCCCAGGUCCUCAGCCUCGUGGGUACUCUGCUGCAGGACACAGAGAGGAUGUAGGGGGAGGGAGCUCCCUCUGCACCUUCCCAGACAUCCCAUCAUACACUGAUGAGCCAAUCUAUUGGACUGGAGGAGAGAGAUACCACACCUUGGUGAAACCCUUGAAACCCUGUGACCUUCAUCAGUGACCUUCAGCCAGACCCCACUGUGUCUCAGUUUCCUCAACCAAAUAAGGAGGCCAUAGACAGGACCAGCUGUUCUCAGACUUUGGUGGGCAUCUUAACAAGUUCCCUGUGAUCCUGAAGCACACCCACACCUGAGGACCACAUGGAAACAACCUCUGAGGACCCCGGACUCCAUCAACGUGGAUACUACCAACACAGCAGCUUGAGUUAGAGACGUGUGACCCUCUGUCGUGGCAAACAGCAGGUGCUGGGUCAGGACCCAUGCUCCCCUAGCUCAAGGCUGACCUGGGAAAGAUGGUCUGCAAGAAUUGACCAAAGGAGGAAUGGACUGACUCUAUUUCCCUCCAUAUCCGUUUCUUCCCCCCCCCCCA
This is a messenger RNA of Lynx canadensis (Canada lynx), 2722 nucleotides long. RefSeq names its product tensin 4 (gene TNS4). The record is from RefSeq and is a predicted model, not a curated record. The transcript is spliced from 12 exons. The coding region runs from base 79 to 2226 and encodes 715 amino acids. Gene Ontology annotation, molecular function: protein binding. NCBI's taxonomy places the organism in Eukaryota, Metazoa, Chordata, Mammalia, Carnivora, Felidae.